UGCUGCUCCGCCGUGUCCCACUCUUCUCGCUCCGCCUUCGCUCCGCAUCUUCCGUCUUCCUUCCAGUCCUUGCGGCGACCGAGCCCGCAAUGUCAGUCCCCAGCGGGGACCUGAGUAUGCCGGUGAAGACUAGAGCGGAAGGCGAGGACGACGGCUUCGGGGAAGCGGGUGACCCGAGGAGACUGCUGGAGCGACCUUUGCGUUUCCGGGGGUGCCUUCCCGGGAAGGGGAAUCGGGACGUUGGCUUGGAAGGGACCGAAGAGCCCACCUCGACCCGCCCCAAGUGGGUUUGGAGUUGUAGGUGCUGUCUCGGAUGCAAGGCGAGAACCCGCGAGCGGGUCACCAGUCCCGUGAGAGCUGCAGGUCCCCAGCCCCGUUUUACAGAUGGGGAAACUGAGGCAGCUGCUGGGACACUCGCCCAUAUGGGUUUUGUUCCACCCACUUCCUUCAGCCACUUUACAGACCAGGAGUUCAGGGACUGCUCGAGCUUAGAGUGUUUAGGAGUGGUUAAGGGUGAGCCCCAUGUUCUGUGCUCUACUCUAUCGCUAUCCAUGCCGUCUCCCAGCGCCACUCUCACGCUCCUGCUUGCUAGACGGGACCCAGCUUCGUCCUCCUCCUGUUUACAUUAAUUGCGCCUGAUCUUCCACACUCUUGAUUUUCCAGAUUCUAACUCCAUCAAAAUGUAACUUGAUGUGUUCAGGCCCAGGGGAGACCUAGGCACUUGAGGGGGGCGGGUCCGAGUUUGGCCUGCUGGGCUUAGCAGGAGGGGCUGGCCCGGGGUGGGGAGCGCGAAGCUCUGCUGGGUCAGCAUCCCCAGCCACCUGGCUUUGCUGGUGUGGCCUCGCAGCCUUGCCAAAUGUGAGCAGCUUACAGAGCAACCAGUUGUACGUGCUUAAGCUGCUGAGGUGACACAGGGCG
Messenger RNA from Symphalangus syndactylus (siamang), 918 nucleotides. RefSeq lists its product as uncharacterized. Lineage: Eukaryota; Metazoa; Chordata; Mammalia; Primates; Hylobatidae. The record is from RefSeq and is a predicted model, not a curated record.